UUCUAUAGGACAUGCAGGUGACCGGCGUGGAAGAUGACAGCCGCGCCCUGAACAUCACCAUCCACAAGCCUGCGUCCAGCCCCCACUCCAAGCCCUUCCCGAUCCUCCAGGCCACCUUCGUGUUCUCGGACCACAUCCGCUGCAUCAUUGCCAAGCAGCGCCUGGCCAAGGGCCGCAUCCAGGCAAGGCGCAUGAAGAUGCAGAGGAUAGCCGCACCUGCCUUUCCGUUUCUACGACCAGUGCCGCCGGGGCAGCAGCGACCCCACGGUGCAGCGCUCUGUGUUCGCGUCAGUGGACAAGGUGCCAGGCUUUGCCGUGGCCCAGUGCAUAAACCAGCACAGCUUGCCAUCCCUGUCCUCGCCAUCUGCCGGCGGCGGGAGCCCCAGCGGCAGUGCGAGCACCAGCCACUGCGACUCUGGAGGUACCAGCUCAUCAUCCACCCCUUCUGCCACCCAGAGCCCAUCAGUCAGGAAUGGCAGGAAAGGACGCCGGCGAGUGUUCAGCCUGUCGGAGGCCGACAGUCACGGCGGCCACUGGGUUUAGUGCUUCCAACGGCAGCUGACACGGCACCUCCCGCAGGCGACUCAGAUGACCCCGUGACUAUGGAACAGCUUCAGCCUCAUCUUCCCAGCCAGUUGGUGAUCGUCAAUGACAUGGACGCAGAGGCCAGGCCCAGCAAGAACCUGGCAAGGAGCGCAGACGCGGAGACAGUCAACCUGUCCCCCAGCCUCAUCCCCGCCCAGCAGCCCACCAUCUCCCUGCUCUGUGAGGACACUGCCGAUACGCUGAGCGUGGAGUCGCUGACCCUCGUCCCCCCCGUCGACCCCCACAGCCUCCGCACCCUCACCGGCAUCCCCGCACAGCUAGGCGAGGAGGCCGCACACCCGGAGCCCGCAGGCCCCGCCGAGCACUGAGCGGGCGCCGAGUGGCCUCCCUUUGUGUGUGUGGGCCUGCUGGCAGGGACCCAGUACAGUGGACUCAGAGACACAUCGGGAGCACCCACAGUCCCCGCAGCCCCAGGAACCACGGCUGCCAUCUCUUCUCGCGCACCUUUGCUCCGUUUGAAUUCCCCGUUUCACUUUGCACCUCUUAGAGAGCAGGCUGGACCUGGGGGAGACACCCCAGUGAACCCAGAUGACCAGGCAGCUGCCUCGGGGAGGAGGGCGGCCUCCUGGUCUCUGAGCCUGACGACCCUGGGGUGGCAGGACCCCCGCCCCCUCUCUUCAUCAGCCAGCUGCCCUGCUCUGGCAGCUCCUUGGCCACCACGCCCAGUGUGCCCGUAACAACUGGACCAAGUCACUUCGGGUAGAAAUUUGUAGAGAAACAAACUUUGAUAAGCAUCUCCUUUGGAUAUUUAUUUCCGCUUUUGGCAGCAGAUAAAAAGCAUUUAUUUAAAAAGCAUCUAUUUAAAAAAAAAAAAAAGUCCAAAAAAAAGAAUCCUCAGCCCUUAAGGUUUGACGUCAUGUUAAAAGUAUAAUAUUACUGUUGAGAUUUCAUUUUCAUUUUCCCUCGAACUUCCCAGCGUUGUGUUCUAAAGCUCUCGGUCUGGCUUUCCCCAUUUCCUUACUUCUGUAGCACUUGCUAACUCUGCGAGCCUGUGGAAUGAUAAGUACCUUCCUGGAAAGUUUAGCUUAUUUUUUAAACAAAGAUAAGGGAGAUACAUGUAUUCUCAGGUACACCCAGAGCUGAGAGGGCCAAAAGUUUCUCUGUCGUGGUAGCCAAGGCACCUUGCCUUGUUCCCUGAAAAAUCUUCCCAGGAAAGGGGCCGGUGCAGCCAGCUCCCCGCUCAGGACCCAUCUUUCAUCUCUCUGGACUGAAACCAGUCAGGACGGCUUCCCAGCGUCACCUUCAGUUCUUGCCACCUCUCUUUGUCUAGAGAGAACCAUCUGGGACCGCGCAGACCCCGGCCCCGUGGCUGUGAUGGAAAGAGGAGGCCACACAGGCCGUCUUCCACGUGGCCUGUGCCCGACCGCGUGCGUGCAGGCUGCCGUGCGGGGCGACGCCCAAGGGCCAGGUCCCACCCGCCACAGGCGUGUCGACCAGUCGUCCUGGGAGCUCAGGUGUGCCGCUCUCCCUCUCGGCUGCUGCUGCCGAGACACAAGCUGAUUUGUAAAAUGGGAACUCCCCAGUUGCUUCUCGAUUUGAGCCGGCUGCGUGCGGGCCGGUUCUCCGACAUAUCUCAUCGUGCACCUGCGCCGUUCCUGUGUGCGUAGCCAGGCCCAGCCUGGUGACCCUCGCCUCUCCCGGGUCGGCGCCAAGACCUUCCACACUUUCCUCCUCGUGUGCCCUCCCAGAGUGCCAGCACACCUGGGCCCGGGGACGGUCGGCCUGUUCAAGGACCGCAGGCCUCAUGGCCUCCCUCUCACCCUGCGGUGGCAGCAGAACCCGCCAAGGAGGACCGUGGCACCCGUGGGGACGGGGCUCUCCAUCAGCAGAAGCCCUCUGCGCAGCUGUGCCCGCCCCGCUUCAACGGGGAAGAGACCCAGCCCAGAGAAGGAGGCGUGCCGGCAGAAAUUUCAGAGGCCUCAGCAGGAGGGAUGAGCCGUGACCAUUCACAGAGCCCCGCAGCAAGGAGAGGCAGGUGGGCUGGAAGAAGGGGUCAGGCGGUCCCUGACGAGAAAGGGCAUGUCAUCAGCUGCAGAGGUCUGCAGCCAGCCACCCAUCCUACCGGAUCCUUUGCUUGGAUAGAAGAGCAGGCUGGCGCUCUGGUUUUGCAGGGACUCUGGGGCAGCAGAAAUGACGGAAGGCGAGUAACUACCCAGCCCGGUGGCAUUAUUGUAAAGAACAGGCCCCCCUCCAGGACCACCAGCCUGCCCUCUGAAAUCCAGUGGCUCCCAGCGGCUCCAUGGCCACCGAGCACUGAAGGAGUUGGGGACAGCACGGCGGGAGGUCCUGCGGCAGCAUUGCCGAGACCCGGAGGGUGGAGUUGAACAAAACGUGCCACCUGCCAAGGGCAGGCGUGCCCCGGAGGUGGGCUUGCAGUGUGGGUCCUGCAGCUUGCCCCAGCAGGACACCUUUGGGCAUGGGGUGGGGACUUCCUUAACCAGGGGCUCCCUGUCACCUUGCAGGUGAGGAGAAUGCAUGCGUCCUUGUAUGAGAAGGUCUGGGGUCUACAGGAGGCAGCAGCCGUCUUGACUCUGAUGAAGGACCUGCCUUGCUAGGUCUUGACCAUCAUGGUGGCCGUGGGCACGCUGUAUCUUCGGGAGCACCCCGCAAACCUAACAGCAGGGGCUCUCCGAGGCAGGCCAGCCCAGACAGGGUGCGCCAGGACUCUGGGGCCGGGCAAAGAGAGGUAGAGCCGUGAGUCCUUGCAGAGCAGGAGUGGGGACCGUGCCCUCCUGGGCUCAGAUUUCUGGGGCCAAGCUCGGCAAGCCCACGUGGCCUACCGUCUGUCUCCACGUCCCACCCUCCUCAAGUCCAUUGGGCCCAUUGGGUUUGCCAAGUCAGGGGCAGGGUUGGCCACAUGAACCCUCAGACCUCAGCUUUGAACACUGUGUUCAGAUGCAUAUGUCCUUCCAGUCUAGGGGCUCGAGUGAGCGAGGGCACCUUUUGCUGAAGGUCAGACGGGGUGAGGCCGGGAGCUCUCCAGCACUAGCCCCAAAGCCCCAGCAAGCAUGUGGGGCAGAGAUGCCAUCCCAGGGAGGGGCGGGAGGAGGGCGUCCACCACUGCAGGCCUUCCCUGCUCCCUUUCCCUCCACCCAGCCUGUCUGGGGCUCCCUACUCUCUGCAGAAGGCAGCUGCCCCCCACCCCCAGCCCGGGCGGGAGUGAAGAGACCUACCUCGUUAAAGACAUACACUAGAUUUCUCUAAGGUCUCACGAUGCACUGUUAGAAAUAAAGGCACGGCGUGAACUGAUUCUCACCUUCUUCUCUAGAUGCAAUAAAUAAGAAAUACUUAAUGUAGUCAUGUUGACAUUGGGUAUAAACUAUCAGGCUUCCUUAUGUUCGUUCCCCCUGAGGUGAAAAUAGAUAAAUAAUUCUUGUCCCAAGGAGGAGCAGGGGUUGGGAAGCCCUCACGCUUCUGGGCCAAGGGACCAUUCCAGGGAAGUACCCGCUCUUGCCAGCAUGACUCAUGUUCUGUGGGCACUGAACAUGAGGGUGGAAAUGAAAACUGGAACUUCCUGGUAAAUUUGAACUUGGCAAUAAAAGAGAGAAAGUUAC
This is a messenger RNA of Leptonychotes weddellii (Weddell seal), 4160 nucleotides long. The record is from RefSeq and is a predicted model, not a curated record. NCBI's taxonomy places the organism in Eukaryota, Metazoa, Chordata, Mammalia, Carnivora, Phocidae.